AACAGCAGCAGCAGCGACGGAUCAGAGGAAAGAUGGAGGAACUUUGAAGUCUUUGGCCAUACGUUUUCCCUGAACAACAGACAACGCUUUUGCUUUCACUUCCCCUAGUGUGGAGCGGAAAGCACCGAUCGCCAUGGCUGCUGCUGCUUCUGCACCCACCAAAACCAGUCUCCGAGAGGACCUGACAUGUGCCAUUUGCUGUGACCUCUUCCAGGAGCCUGUCAUGUUGGCCUGUAUGCAUCACUUUUGCAAACCCUGUAUAACCAGAUACUGGAGAGGAACACAGGGCCCUGUGACCUGCCCGCAGUGCCGCAAGGAGUUCAGCACCAAGCAGUUUCAAACCAACUACCUUGUGACAGCCAUGGUGGAAAAGGUCAGGGCCACCACCUCAGACACAUAUGUCAAGAACUUAGAGAAACAACUGAAACAGGCUUUGGAGAGUCAUCGCCUGAGGAGAGAGGACUUCAUCAAUAACAUUCGCAGAGACAAAGACAGGAUGGAUACCAUAAAGAGGGUCGGAACAGAGCUGCAGGCUCAUGUGAAAGGGGAAUUCCAAGCUCUCCAUCAGAUCCUGCAUGACCAGGAGACCUGUAUGCUGGAGCAGAUUAGGAGAGAGCAGGAGGAGGAGCUGGAGAAGGUCCAACGCCAUCUGGAGGCUACUGAACGGGCCGUGAGGGAGCUGGAGGAAAAUAUGACAGCGCUUCAGCAGGCUUGCGCUGUCAAUGAGAACACGGUGCUGAUUGAGUCUUUAUCUGACAGGACGUGGACACAGGUGGAUAUGGCCAUGGAGUUUGAUGUAAACGCUUUCAGCAACAAAUAUAUGGCUCCGUUACAGUACAUCGCAUGGAGAAAGAUGUUCAGCUCUUUGAAUCCAGGUCCUUCCCCAUUAACGUUUGAUGUCGACACAGCGCACCCGAGCAUUUCAGUCUCCAGAGAUAAAACCAUGGCGGUUGAAUGUGACAGGAUGAUGUCACGUGAGGACCACAACAAACGCUUCCUCCAGUGUGUCAACAUUCUGGCUGCCCAGGGCUUCCAGUCAGGCCGACACUACUGGGAGGUAGAAGUUGGCUCCAAGCCCAAGUGGGACAUUGGUGUGGCCUCUGAGUCUGUGGACAGACGUGCUCGCAUCAAGCUGAGCCCAGAAAGCGGCUACUGGACACUGCGGCUGCGUAAUGGAAACGAGUACUCAGCCGGCACCCAGCCCUGGACCAGACUGCGGCUCAGCUCCUCACCUAAGAAAAUUGGAGUUUUCUUAAACUGCGAGGAUAGGAGGGUGUCCUUCUUCAACGCUGAUGACAUGAGUCUGCUUUUCUCUUUCACCAACGGGCCGAGAAGCAAAGUGUUCCCGUUCUUCAGCCCGUGCAUUAGCGACAGCACUCAGGGAUCUCAUCCUAUCCAGCUCCUCCACUACCCGCCUGUUGCUCUGUCUGGCUAACAUGGUACUGAUGCAAUCAAUGGAAGCUUUUCAGUAUGGAAGCUGUCCAUUCACUUAAUGACCAAAGACUGUUACCACUCAAAUAUUAAAGAUAGUGCUGCUCUUUUUACAUCAUGAUCCUGUAUUACAAGAGUUUAAAUUUAUAGACUGGUAGUAAUUUACUCAAAUUGCAUAUUUCAACAAUUUGAAGUUGCCAGAUGCUUCUUUUCUAUCUAAAAUUAAUCUUUUCAAGCCUUGGAAAGCUUUUAAAGGUGCCAUAUUCACCAUAUAAAACUUCCAUUAUGCUUUAGUCUCUCUGAUGAGGCUCAUUCAGUUUGUAUUUUGGCAAAAUGAGAUGAAGCAAUCAGUAGGAAAAGCAUGAAAAAAAACAUAAUCUUCCAUUUUUGGAGUGUGUAUAGUGAGGUUUAGUUAGUUGGUUUCAUUUUCAGAAGUACUGGAACACUGCUCAACCUAAUAUCUUUAAUAGCUGUAGAUAGCUGACCUUUUUAAAUGAUAAUCUGAGUAAUUAUCUCAUCAAUUCAGACUGUCAUCAGGCUCACUUAUGAAAGGGUUUUUUUGUUUAAUCAGCAUGAAGCAGCCACACACUUCAUUGUGAGAUUUUAUGUUUGAUUAAAUGGUGUCUCAUGUUUUAUAGAUUGAUCUGAGAUUAAUCAGCUUUUCCUUUUUAUAAUAAUUUUAGAUAACUACACAGUACUGUAUGCGUUCUAAAUGCCUUCAGUCUGUGAACAUGGUAUCAUCUGAUCUGAUCACAUCUGUUGGUUUGUCAUCAUUUAUACAUUCAUAUUGUAAGUGGUUAAAUCUGAAAAGGGUAUAUGCAUGUUGAUUAUUGAAUUAAAUACUAAAAUUGUAGUUCUGGUAAGGAUUCAAUAUCUGGAGUGUAUUCUGCUUUUCUGUUAUUGCGUGUUGUACCAAUUACAUGUUAUAUCACUUCCUGAUUAAUAAUCCAAUUACUGUAAAACAUGCUGUUUCAAAUAAUAAACCGAAUCACUUUUUCUUUCUUA
Molecule: messenger RNA, 2436 nt
Organism: Scomber japonicus (chub mackerel)
Lineage: Eukaryota; Metazoa; Chordata; Actinopteri; Scombriformes; Scombridae
Gene: trim105
Product: tripartite motif containing 105
Exons: 6
Coding region: 134-1435 (433 amino acids)
Molecular function (GO): metal ion binding; protein binding
Source: RefSeq, a predicted model, not a curated record